Hylaeus volcanicus is the source of this 2194-nucleotide messenger RNA. RefSeq names its product alpha-L-fucosidase (gene Fuca). Gene Ontology annotation, biological process: fucose metabolic process; glycoside catabolic process. Gene Ontology annotation, molecular function: alpha-L-fucosidase activity. Bases 729 to 2147 code for a protein of 472 amino acids. Gene Ontology annotation, cellular component: lysosome. NCBI's taxonomy places the organism in Eukaryota, Metazoa, Arthropoda, Insecta, Hymenoptera, Colletidae. The transcript has 6 exons. The record is from RefSeq and is a predicted model, not a curated record.
UGGCGCCAGUUUGUCUCCUGCGCACCUGUUCAACAAGAGUUUAAAAAAAAACUAUUGUCAAUUACAGAUUAUUACGGUUUACAACAAUACAGUUAUCGAAAGAUCUUUAUCUUCAAAAUUUAAUUAUUAUUUGUACUUGAAUUGCACCACGACAAGCUUGCCGAAUGUUAUUCCCAGUUAAAAGCUCUCGAGCUUUGAGCCAUUGAUAGAACGUUAUUGGCUACUGUCAACAUGUUUUAAACAAGCGAAAUAAUUGAUAACGAAAUUAUCAGUUUGUUUUUAUGGAAUAUUUGAUAUGUUUUACAUUUAACUCAGCGUAAUUACUCUUAUUCGUUCUUUAUCCGUUGCAACAGUUAUUUAUAGUCUUUGUUUGAAAAAGUCUGGGAAAGUACCAAAUAUUUCUUUUACCUUACGUAUAAUAAUAAAUUAAAACAUAGUAAAGGAUUUAUAAAAUAAUUAAUUAACUAUAUAAUAUAAUUAUAUUAACUUUACCAUUUACUUAUGAAUAAUCUUUCCAAUUAAACAGCGUAUGUAUAUAUACUUAAAAUUUUCUUUUAAAUUAAACAACCAAUAAUAAAGGAACAUAUUAACAAUAUUUGUCUAAUUUAAUUUAAUAUCAAACGAUGUAACAAAGUUAUAGACUAAUUUUUGUAUUGUUAAAUAAUAAAAGAAUAACUACUCUUAUUAGUUAUACGUACAAAAUAUUUUCAGUAAAUACUGGACAUAUAAUGAUUCUACACACUUAUAUUCUACUGAUUCUUUGCAUACUGUGUGCAUCAGUAGAAAAGCAAUAUAUCGUAAUAAAAUCAGAAGAUAGUCGUGAAUUAUUCUGGACCCGAGAAGCAAAGUCAUCUAGAUAUUUACCAUCAUGGGAUAGUUUAGACAGCCGACCACUUCCAACUUGGUAUGACAAUGCAAAAUUUGGCAUUUUUAUUCAUUGGGGUGUCUUUAGUGUCCCUAGUUUUGGUUCAGAAUGGUUUUGGAAUAAUUGGAAAGAGGAAAAAGGUAGUACCAAAUAUCAUGAUUUUAUGAAACAAAGAUAUCCACCACAGUUUACGUAUCAGGAUUUUGCUCAUGAAUUUACUGCUGAAUUUUUCAAUGCCACCAAGUGGAGUGAAUUAUUUCAAGCUUCAGGUGCAAAGUACAUUGUAUUAACAAGUAAACAUCAUGAAGGAUACACACUAUGGCCUUCAAAAUAUUCCUUCAGCUGGAACUCCAUGGAUGUAGGACCACAAAAAGAUCUUAUAGGUGAAUUGGCAAUGGCAAUUAGAAGUUCAACUGAUUUGAGAUUUGGUCUCUAUCAUUCAUUGUAUGAAUGGUAUAAUCCUCUUUACUUGUUUGAUAAAGAAAAUAAUUUUACAACAGAGAUUUUUGUUAAGCAAAAAAUAAUUCCUGAAUUACACGAGUUAAUAAAUAAGUAUAAACCAGAAAUUAUAUGGUCAGAUGGUGAUUGGGAAGCAUCAGAUAAUUACUGGAAAUCAAAAGAAUUUUUAUCUUGGUUGUACAACGAAAGUCCAGUAAAGGAUACAAUUGUUGUUAAUGACAGAUGGGGUAGAGAUAUACCAUGUCAUCAUGGUGAUUUUUAUACAUGUACCGAUCGUUAUAAUCCCGGAAUACUACAACCGCAUAAAUGGGAAAAUUGUAUGACUAUCGAUAAAAAAUCAUGGGGAUUUCGUAGAAAUGCUGUUUUGUCAGAAUACUUCACUUUACCAGAAUUGGUAAAAGAGUUAGUAAUUACAGUAAGUUGUGGAGGAAAUUUAUUAAUGAAUGUUGGACCAACCAAGGAUGGUAUUAUUUCUCCAAUAUUUGAAGAAAGACUCCGUGGAAUGGGUGAUUGGCUAACAAUAAAUGGAGAAGCUAUUUACGAUACUAAACCUUGGAUAUGGCAAAAUGAUACUCUAACUGGGAGCGUUUGGUAUACACAAAGCAAAAACCAGAAACAAAUUUAUGUGCUAAUUCUUAGUUGGCCAGACAAUGGAAAAUUAUACUUAGGAUCGCUUAAAGUACCUAGUGACACACAGAUUUUCUUGCUUGGAUGUGCACAACCAAUUUUGUGGGUAAAUGAAGGUGAACAUGUUACUAUAGCCUUACCACCACAAUUCCAUAAAGGACAACCAGCUUGGGUAUUAAAAAUAAAACAGAAGUAAUAUAUAAUGUCUUAUACAUGUAUGAAAAAAAGUAAUGAUUUUUAAAA